Cladophialophora psammophila CBS 110553 is the source of this 1641-nucleotide messenger RNA. RefSeq lists its product as uncharacterized. Lineage: Eukaryota; Fungi; Ascomycota; Eurotiomycetes; Chaetothyriales; Herpotrichiellaceae. Gene Ontology annotation, cellular component: mitochondrion. The coding region runs from base 1 to 1641 and encodes 546 amino acids. The record is from RefSeq and is a predicted model, not a curated record. The transcript is spliced from 4 exons.
AUGUCUUUCUUGUCAAGAUCGCGUCGUCUCUUCACGCUCAAGCCCCUUCCACUGCGUCCAUCGGAGAGUAUUUCUUUAAUUUGCCGUGGCAAAUCCAUCACCCAAGACGAGCUGUUUCAGUUUACCAAUGGUCGAUUCCUGACUCGAGACAAACAACAACGUGAUGCUCGUUAUGUCAAUUUUGAUCUGGGUGCACUUUGUGCUAUUGCAGCCUCCAUAGGCCCUUCGAUAUCGCGUGUUCGAGAAGUCGAAAAAUUAGAGGGCGGAUUCAGCAAAGUAUUACGCAUACAACGAGAGAACGGAACAGAACUCAUUGCGAAAAUAUCAUGCCCCAACGCCGGCCUUGCAAAGUACGCGACUGCCUCGGAGGUUGCUGUUCUGGAAUACGUGAGAGAGUAUACUGACAUCCCAGUACCAUCCAUUUAUUCGUGGAGUGCUGGUGCUUCCAAUCCGGUUGGGGCCGAGUAUAUCAUCAUGGAAAAAGCUCCCGGUGUUCAGCUCUUCAGAGUGUGGGAUCAAAUUGAGGAACGAAGCAAACUUGCUAUCAUCGAGCAACUGGCCAAAUGGGAGAGUCAAUUGAUGUCCAUAGAGUUCCCGACCUAUGGCUGCGUGUACUCUCGUCAUUCUUUUCCAGAUAGUGACAGGAAGACGGACCUUUCCACAGACAUCGAUCGAUCCGGGUCAUAUUGUGUUGGUCGCUCCGGCGAUCCCACGUGGUCUACUGUACCGUGGGAUUUAGCAUCUGGCCCUCGGCUUUCUCUCACCGAAUUUGGAACCGCAUUAGCAAAACGCGAGAUAUAUCGCGUCUCUCGGGAAUCGGAGAGCGCUCACGUCGUUGACCACCGUGGCACAGCUGCUGAACAGAUCCUUUUGCUAGAGACAACCGUUGAGCUCAUGAAGAUUCUAGGCUCCCAUUCGGACCUCCUCUGUCAUUCUAAGCCUACCCUCUGUCAUCCGGAUCUGCACUUGGGCGACAUUUUUGUCUCAGAGGACGACCCUUCAAAAAUCUCAGCUAUUAUCGACUGGCGGUUUGCACAGAUAGCUCCUAUGUUCUUACAGCUUCGCUGGCCGGGUUUUCUAGCCCCACCAAAAGACUACACAGCUGGCAUUGUUAGCCCAAAGUUCCCUGACGACUAUGAAGACAUGGAUGAUGAUGAAAUGAAAUUGGUAGAGUACGACUUCAAGCAAGCUACAAUCGCCAAAGCCUACGAAGUAAGAUCCCAUCUUGACAACAAAGAUGCUUAUGAUGCCAUGAACAUGCCUCGAGGAUAUCGGGAGCUCUUCAUUGGUUGUGGAGAAACGUGGGCAGAAGGGCCUGCGCCAUUACGGAAGUGCCUGAUCGAGGUUCUCAAUUUCUGGCACGAUCUAAAUUUGCCCGGUGAAUGCCCCUACGCAUUCAGUCCGGAAGAAAUUCAAAAACACGCAAAGCAGUUUGAACAAUACAGAGAACAGCACCGGGCGAGAGAAUUUGCGUUGGAAUAUCUCGACACCGAUGCGGAUGGCUGGAUCCCCCCUGAAGUGGAUUUUGCGAAGAAGCAGCAACAAAAUAGAACUCUUCUCGCCUUAUACGUCGACAGAAUGUCUGGUCAGAAAUCCCGAGAAGAGAUGCGCAAACUGUGGCCCUUUUCAGAGGAAAUCUAA